GUAAGCACACAUUUGUUUUCACAGGUGGGUAUGUUCUGUUCUUGUUGUUGAUCAUGAAGACUGGGAAAGGGACAAAGUAAAAACGCAGUGACUCUUUCAGAACGCACUGUUACUGAGCAACACACACACACACACAAAUACACUCCGGACUACCACAGAGCCGUCAAUCAGAUCUAUCGUGCUCCAUCAUGACUGAGUCUGCUGAGGCUGCCGCUGCCAACGUGAGCAGCAGGAGACACGCCACCAUAGAGAUCACCAACCUGACAAACAACUACUGCCUCCUCAACCCAAAGGUGUAUCUUGAGAGCGGUGAAACCUCCAAUCCACCUCAGCCCACGGUGCGCCCCCUCAAGACUGAAGUAUGCACUUUCAGCAAGACCAGCGCUCAUGCCACUGGCAGCGUGGGGGUUAUGACCUACGACCUGUUCGAGCGAAGCAGAAAUGACUACAGUGAGACCCUUGCCCUCAUGUUUUCGGUCCCCUGGGACUACAAUAUGUAUAAGAAUUGGUUUGCAGUGGGCAUCUACCCGAAAGGAAAGGAGUGUGACCAGGCCCUUUAUAAAGAAAUGUACUAUCAAAAGAACCCACAGGGCUUUGUGAGGGAGGAGGCCAAUGGGUCAGGCAUUAACUAUGAGGGAAAAUUACUGGAUAUAAGGGCCACCAUGUGUCCUUUAGGCAGGGCUAUCAUAAAACUGGAGGUGUGGGACAAGCUGAUGUCUCCUUUGAGUCAGCAGGUUUCCUGAACGUAAAAACCAGGCAGCCAUUUUACUGAAUCAUAAUAAUAUAGUAACUUUUUUACAUGCCUUUAUAUGUUAUCACCUGUAUCAAAAAUGUUUGCCUCUAUAUUUACCAAUGCAAUAAAUAUAGCCCUGGGUUUUUUCUUCUUCUUUUUUUAACUUCCUAGUCAGCUCUUUGGGUAAUUUGAACUCAGUAAAAUGGUCUGAGGGUGUUUAAACUGGAUGUAAUACCUCUGUAAUAUCCCACACUUUAAACUGUUCACUUUUUCUGUCAGAAGAUCGCCUCAGAAUCAGAUGUGUGUUUUCAGUCUGCUCAUGACUAAAUCUGCUCUCAUACCAGGCAGCCAUUGUGUUGUUAUUCAGUCAAACCAUCUUCUUGGUGGCUUUUUUUUUUACUCCCUAAUCAGGGCAGAGAUCCCUGUGAACAAUAAACACUGUCUGUACUGACUGCCACUGCUGAGGUAUUUUCAAAUAAAUAUUUACCUGCAA
Carassius auratus (goldfish) is the source of this 1226-nucleotide messenger RNA. RefSeq names its product actinoporin-like protein (gene apnl). Lineage: Eukaryota; Metazoa; Chordata; Actinopteri; Cypriniformes; Cyprinidae. Gene Ontology annotation, biological process: monoatomic cation transport; pore complex assembly; cytolysis in another organism. Bases 189 to 743 code for a protein of 184 amino acids. Gene Ontology annotation, cellular component: pore complex. The transcript has 3 exons. Gene Ontology annotation, molecular function: channel activity. The record is from RefSeq and is a predicted model, not a curated record.